Anopheles coluzzii is the source of this 5053-nucleotide messenger RNA. It is a transcript of the gene Trc8, whose product is annotated as protein TRC8 homolog. Gene Ontology annotation, cellular component: endomembrane system; endoplasmic reticulum. Gene Ontology annotation, molecular function: ubiquitin protein ligase activity. The record is from RefSeq and is a predicted model, not a curated record. Gene Ontology annotation, biological process: ERAD pathway. NCBI's taxonomy places the organism in Eukaryota, Metazoa, Arthropoda, Insecta, Diptera, Culicidae. The transcript has 7 exons. The coding region runs from base 695 to 3286 and encodes 863 amino acids.
UCCCACCAAAUGUUGCUCGCAACGUCACAACGUCAAAACACUCUCGAAAUUUCACCGCUACCAUGCCUCUAAACACCUUGCCCAUGAACAGAAGGGCAAAAAAUAACACCAACGAAACUGUUCUGUCCUGCAGUCCCACGGAAUUACGACAAAUCGAUCGAAAAACAAACAUCCCGCUACGGAAAGUGCUUAAAACCGAGUGUCCCGAGUGUCAGAUCUUACGGCAUGUGUGGCAUGCAAAAAUAUCCCUAAAUUGUGCAGUGUGUGACGGUGGUGCUGGCCCUCGAACCAGAGCUUUUCUCGCCAGAGCUCCGCGAGCACCACAGCUGUGGCAACACAUAAUGGAAGGCGGCGCAGGACCGCAGCAGUGAUGUGUCGUGUGGAUCCAUUCGGUCAAUUAUUAUUACUACCAAACACAGCUGCACCAAACCAGACCGCUCAGUUCCGCUCGAGUGGCAAACAGAAUACGUUUAUCAGCGUUCUAAAAUUUGCAUUGCCCAAAAACCCGCCACCCCCCGCGCACCAAGUGGGUCAACUCUGGUGAUGAAGUGAAAAUAGCUAGCUGUGUGUGCGUGUGACUGUGUUGUGUACAUAUAUACAUAUUUUUUUACUACUAUUUAUCAGUGAGUGCAAAUAAAAACGUCACAACCUGUACUGCUACUACCCCCCCUCCUCCCCCAUUCGCCCGUUGAAAAUGUCCGUGGUACGCACGAAGGUCCUCGGUCUGGUGGACGUUAUAAUGCGCGUUCCCAGCCUGUUCAUCAUCGACGAAAUCCUCAAGAUUGGCAUGGGCGUGCCGAUUGGGCAGCCAGCGGGCCAGCCCGCAAACAGUAGCGCCAUCAAUCUGGACUCCCCGCCCGUUGCUGCAAUGCUUCCGGACGACGACCGAGGGAUGCAGGACAGCAUCGAGGUGUACAAGUUCGUCUCGCUCGCCGUGCUGAAGUUUCUAAUCUGUCUGUUCGGUGCCAUUAGUGCAGCGUGUGUGUUUAUGCUAUGGACGCGCCAUUUAGUGAUCGUGUACAUGUACAUGGUCUCCGUGGGAUUGAUCUUUCUGUCGUACUGGAGCAAUGUCUCCGCCCUGUCGGUAAUAUCGGACAGUCCGAGCCUGCUGGAGGACAUACUGUCGCUCAACAUGGACCGUCUGCUCGACCCGGGAGGUGUACUGAUCUCAAUACUGCCCCACCUACUCGCCCAAUGGCUGAUGGGAGUCAUUUUCGCCUACAUUCAUUUGGGACCACGGCACAAAAUCGUCCAAAAAGCGCUGCCGUUCAGCUUCCUAAUGCCACUGUUGCUUGCAAUGCUGCCACUGCCGUCGCUAGUCCUUAAACAUUCCCCCGCUUUUGCCGCGAUCCUGCCGCUCGUGCUGUCCAAGAUUGCCCUGUGGAGCUCCUCGUUCGACGUGGUCAAAACGAUCCUGAGCGGCUACCAGCACGCGCGGAACUUUGCCAGCAACUUUGGCAUCGCGACGCUGAUCGAGAACGAAUGGCAGCGGCUGAACGUGCCGUGCGUGCUGCGCGUCUUCUGGACCAUUCGGCUGACCGAACAUCUCGUCAGCCUGCUGAUGUCGUCCGAGGCACCGCUGCGGUUUGCGGCCACCGUGCAGAGCGUGCUGGUCAGCGGGUGCGAAACGCUCACCGCCGUCCUCGGCAUGACCAGCAUCAUUUCGCUGAUCUGCCACUACAUCGGCAAGAUGUUCCAGCUGUUCCUGCUGUCCGAAGACUACGACGAGGACAAAUCGAUCGGUACGGUGUCGGCGAUACUUUUCUACAUUUUAGCGCUGCAAACCGGGCUCACCUCGCUGUCGCCGGACAAGCGCAUUGUUCGGUUGUGCCGCAAUAUGUGCCUGCUCGUGACGGCUUUACUGCACUUUUUGCACAACAUUGUUGCACCCAUACUAAUGUCACUGAGUGCGGCCCGCAAUCCCUCGCGCAAGCGUCACGCACGGGCAUUAAUAGUGUGUGCUUUCCUUCUCAUUGCGCCCGGAUCCCUGCUGGCCGUACUGUGGGCCAGUCACUCCCCAUCCACAUGGUUGCUAGCGGUGACAGCAUUCUCUGUUGAAGUGAUUGUUAAGGUUCUGGUGAGUUUGGCAACAUACACGCUGUUCCUGCUCGAUGCCCGGAGACAAACCUUCUGGGAGAAGCUGGACGAUUACGUCUAUUACAUUCGCGCGUUUGGAAAUUCGGUCGAAUUUUGCUUCGGCAUAUUCCUGUUCUUUAAUGGCGCCUGGAUACUGAUUUUUGAAUCCGAAAUGAUUCCAAUAGGCGGUGCCAUCCGUGCGCUGAUGAUGGGCAUCCAUGCGUACUUCAACAUCUGGUGCGAGGCGCGUGCCGGCUGGGUCGUGUUUAUGAAGCGCCGGACGGCGGUGCACAAAAUUUCCUCGCUGCCGGAAGCCACCACCGCCCAGCUGCAGCAGUUUGACGAUGUGUGCGCCAUUUGCUAUCAGGAUAUGACGUCGGCAAAGAUUACACGAUGCAAUCACUACUUCCACGGCGUGUGUCUGCGGAAGUGGCUGUACGUGCAGGAUCGCUGCCCACUGUGUCACGAGAUUAUCAUGAAUCAGGACGGCAAUCCGGGCGACGAAAGCAUAGAGGAGCAGCUAAACAAUGGGGAUAAUGCGAGGAUCGAACCACGAACCGGCCGACCCGACCCGAGUGCCGACGCAACGAACAAUCGGCUGCAGAAUGUUCCACAGCAGGCCGCCAUCGUGCAAGGGACUGACCAGGCCGAGCAGCCACCGGCACAGCCCUUGUUCGACGAUCGGUACUUUGAGGAGCAGAUCAACAAUAUUAGCCGUGCCGCCAGUGCCAGCAGGUCAAUGGUAGGAAUUCGUGCCGGCCAGACAGACGCGCAGACGGAUGCAUCCAAGCGGGCACCCCACCACCCGGAAGAGCAAUACCGGGACGAGUAUAGUGUGACUAUGAGAUUCGGUGCGCGUGAAAAUGCGCAUCUUUACGCAAACAAUCCGGCAGGAAUUGCAGCGCCACAGCCGAGCAGUGGUGGAGCCACCGGCACUGUCGAUGGCAAUUAUCCCAGUGGCAGCAAUGCCUCCGAUGGCAGCCCCAGCAGCAGCAGCAGCAGUAGCAAUACGGAAGAUACCGGGAGCAUGAGCAGCGGUAGCAGCGCAAGCAGCAGCGCCAGUGGCACACUGUCCGGAUUAUCCAACAGUUCGCUCAUGUCGGCGGCUGCCAUUUCGUUCAACCUUCGAAGACGGAACCACGUCCUAUUGCAGCAAGAGCAGCAGCAGCAGCAGCAGCAACCACAACAGCCAACUUCGCCAAGAGAAUAAACAACCAAAACGAAGAGAAUGCACACGUGUGGGUGUGUGACAUUGCACUUAUCCGACGAGCAUUCGCGUCGAAUGAAACGAGGCGCUCAAAAACCAACACGAAACGCUCUACGACCACAAAGUCUCAUUUCUGAAUGAGAUUCUGUUCGGUUUAACUAUCAACUCAAAAUAAGCCAAGAGAACCACAAUGAACGACGACUAUCCGUGAUGCAAAUUGAUGGACUGAACGAGAAAAGACAGCAUGAUGUGUAUGGUUUUAUCCGGCACGGGGAGAGAGAAAGGGAGAGAUAGUGAGGUUGUAUUGUACAUUUCUAGUAAGUUUUUGGUGAACGCAAUGUAGCUUGUAUAUUUAUAUUAACUUGUUUAUAAUGAACCGGAAUAUGAGGGCAUAUAAAAAAAAAAUUAGAGAACCAGAGAAACCCAAGCACAGGAGCACACAUCGAGGUUCGCUGAUUCGGGGCGGGGAGGGAUGGGGAAGGGUAGAGUGUAGUGUGGGUGGGUAGGUUUUAGCAUUCGGAGGAGUAAACACACAGAGUAAAACACAAAAGCACUACAUCUGCUACGUCGCACACUAUAAAAACUAAUGACAACAGCUGUGACACACUCGUUUCAAGCAGACAGGGGUAGGAGAUUACAGCAAGCAUUACUUCUAUCGCCACCAAAAGGAAUCGAGAAAUAACUGCACAAUGUCUCGAAUCGAGCACAACAAGUAACGACGUCUCAUGAGCAGGUAGUAGAGUAACACUAUCACUAGCAUUGGCAACAGUGUUUAGAUUCGAAUUGAUUUUCGCUUUGUUUCCAUUUACCGUCCAUGUGGUGUGUGGUUGUGAAGCACAGCAGUGGUUCUUCUAAAGCUACUGCCUAAACAGCAAUAUAAAGCAGCGUAUAACACAGCCAUGUUUAUAUACGCGCCGAAUGCGCAUUGUGCGUGUUGCAGAAAGAUGGACGCUAAACCGUAAUAGCCACAACAGACAAAAACAACACUUCCUUCUUGCUAAAUCGCACUAGAGACAUACCGGAAAAAGAAAGAGUUGAUACUAGGUGACAUCAAUAGUCCGCAAAAGAAAACCACCCCGGCUUUGUGAAGCUAAUCGUACGCCGCAAGCACGGGGGAAAACAAUUGUACAGCAAUUAAAAUGAUCAAUUAACUGAUUUCACCGUUCUUCGUUUUAUCGCGCUAUUGCAUAAGAAGGUUUGCAACUACUAAACCCCGUUCCCUGUGUCUCGAUCGAACUUAGAUUGAACUGCACAAACUGCACGUUGCAGGCCGUUGUUCGCCAGGUGUCGCCGGGGGCCCGCGGGGGCGAUCGUGUGGCGCAUCACGGUCGUACUAACAUUAAUGCAGCACACAAAAUGGCAAUUGCACAAACAUGGUUAAGCAGUUUUUGGUUUUUAAACUUCGCUCAACAUAUGAACAUGAUGUGUAUAUAACAAGCAUAUAUCGCACACCCUUUGCGAUGAGAGGUACUUGUUGUUCCUGUUGUUCUGUGUCUUGUGCUCGACAACGAGCGAAUGUUUCUUGGGGAUUUGUUAGCUUCGAGCGCUAAUAACUGUUUUAGCGAUACUUUUAAAUAACUCUGCCCACUUUUGUUUCCUUAAAGUGCGAUGAAUGCUGAUGCUGGGGCGGCAUGUACAUAGUCGUGUGGUCUUCAAAAUAUAACCAAAAAUAAAUGACCAGGCGGGGAAACAAAAAAAAACGAGGGCAAACUCAGCUGUGAAAUAAUAAACAAAAAUAGUAAAACUGUUGUAGGGAAAUUCCUAAAAUAA